Ziziphus jujuba (common jujube) is the source of this 779-nucleotide messenger RNA. Its product is annotated as probable glutathione S-transferase. The coding region runs from base 2 to 679 and encodes 225 amino acids. Gene Ontology annotation, cellular component: cytoplasm. Gene Ontology annotation, molecular function: glutathione transferase activity. The record is from RefSeq and is a predicted model, not a curated record. The transcript is spliced from 2 exons. Gene Ontology annotation, biological process: glutathione metabolic process. NCBI's taxonomy places the organism in Eukaryota, Viridiplantae, Streptophyta, Magnoliopsida, Rosales, Rhamnaceae.
AAUGGUAGAUGUAAAGUUACAUGGAGCUUGGGCUAGUCCUUUUAGUUGCAGAGUGGUUUGGGCUCUAAAACUAAAAGGCAUACCAUAUGAAAACAUAGAAGAAGACCUUCCCAACAAAAGCAAGUUGAUAUUACAAUACAAUCCAAUUCAUAAGAAGAUCCCAGUUCUCGUUCAUGGCAGAAAACCCAUUUGUGAGUCCACGAUCAUCAUUGAAUACAUCGAUGAAACAUGGCCUCAAAAUCCCUUGCUUCCCUCUGAUCCCUACCAGAGAGCCCUUGCUCGGUUUUGGGUUAAAUUCGCCGAAGAUAAGGGUUUUGCAGUUUGGACAUUAUUCAGAAGUUCAGGAGAAGAACAAGAAAAGGCGAAGAACGAGAGCUUGGAAUCUCUGAGAACUAUAGAAGAGCAUGGACUUGGAAACAAAAAGUUUUUUGGAGGAGAAGAAAUUGGAAUAGUGGAUAUUGCUUUUGGUUGGAUGUCUCUAUGGCUUGGAAUCAUUGAAGAAAUAGUAGGUGUGAAAUUGCUUGAAGCUCAUCUAUUUCCUCGUUUAUAUGCAUGGACCAAAAACUUCAAAGAAGUCCCUGUGAUCAAACAGAACCUUCCUGAUUGCCAUGAAUUGUUGUUGCUUUUCAAGGGUGUGAGGGAACAGGCAUUAGGAUCUUCUUCUUCUUCUUCUUCAUAAAUGGAUUAAUAGCUGGUUAAUUUUCUGUUUUCCUUUUUUUUUUUUUUUUUUUUUAGUGAUGGGUUUUCUAUGUUUUAAUAUAUUAUUUCUAAUUGGAUUA